GCGUGUCAACGUGUUCCGGCAGGGCUAGCACCAAGUAGGUCUGUCCGGACCUCGUACCAGAGCGCACCUACCGGACGUCCCGCUCGAAACGCGCUUUUCGACGCUGCCGUAUGCUCGCCGCAACAUGCGUAUCAGUGCGUAGCUUAUUGCUGUCGAGAGCCACGAUGAUUCCGCCCUGUGGCGUCCUGCGGUUAGUGAUCCUCGUUCCUCCUCGCCCGAGAAGCGGGCUGUCAUCGCAAGACCCGAUGAAUGGCCCUGCGCCUAUCUCGCUGGAUGCUUGCCAGCACGCUACAAGCUCGAGGGUUGUAACCAGGACGCUAGCUUCGCCACCUGAAUCGAGUUUAUUCCGCGACGACGCCGUGCGCACGGGAUCGCCUUCUGAGAAGUCCAGCGGCAGCCGCGCAUCCCCAAAGGUCAGUGCAGCCCCCCUUCCCAGGACGUCGCGCGCUUCUUCGCUGACGAGCGAUCUGGUUGCAUCCUCAGGGCCGGCGGCACUCGUGACAGGAGGGGGGAAUGCAUCGGCGAAUUCGAAGCGCCCAAUGGCUGCCACAGGAGCCUCUGAGCAGCUUUCUGGAGGCUCGCUUACGGGCCUCUACGCGAAAUCAAAAAUGCCCGCUUAUCCACUCCUCAGCCAAUGAGAGGCACGGAUUCCUGUCCGUUUUGGUUCAGGCGCGCGUCGAGACGUGCUUUUGUAUUUGCAAUUACAUGGCUUUGCAGAUGUGCACGGGCGACGAUAGGUUCUGACAUUUGACACAGACAAAUUGGACGGCGAGCAAGAAGCUGUUGCCAGGUCAAAACGGCUGCUUAGAUCCGUCGCUAACGUAACUCAGGCGCAGGGGGGAGCCUGUAGCCUGG
Molecule: messenger RNA, 855 nt
Organism: Fomitopsis serialis
Lineage: Eukaryota; Fungi; Basidiomycota; Agaricomycetes; Polyporales; Fomitopsidaceae
Exons: 1
Coding region: 111-638 (175 amino acids)
Source: RefSeq, a predicted model, not a curated record